AUGAACAGAGGAGAGGAACUGUUUAAGGGUGUGCCAAUGUUAUCGGUGCAACCAAAAGGAAAGCAGAAGGGCUGUGCCGGCUGCAAUCGUAAGAUCAAGGACCGCUACCUUCUGAAGGCCUUGGAUAAGUACUGGCAUGAGGAUUGCUUAAAGUGUGCCUGCUGCGACUGUCGCCUGGGAGAGGUUGGAUCAACACUUUACACAAAAGCAAAUCUCAUUCUCUGCCGCAGAGAUUACCUGAGGCUCUUUGGGACCACUGGGAAUUGUGCUGCCUGCAGUAAGCUGAUCCCUGCCUUUGAGAUGGUGAUGAGGGCCCGAGAUAACGUUUACCAUUUGGACUGCUUUGCCUGCCAGCUUUGCAACCAGAGAUUUUGCGUGGGGGACAAGUUUUUCCUGAAGAACAAUAUGAUCUUGUGUCAGAUGGACUAUGAGGAGGGGCAACUGAAUGGAAGCUUUGAGCCCCAAGUUCAAUAG
Molecule: messenger RNA, 474 nt
Organism: Thamnophis elegans (Western terrestrial garter snake)
Lineage: Eukaryota; Metazoa; Chordata; Lepidosauria; Squamata; Natricidae
Gene: LMO1
Product: LIM domain only 1
Exons: 4
Coding region: 1-474 (157 amino acids)
Biological process (GO): positive regulation of transcription by RNA polymerase II
Cellular component (GO): nucleus
Molecular function (GO): transcription coactivator activity; DNA-binding transcription factor binding
Source: RefSeq, a predicted model, not a curated record